UUUCAGUUUUGUAUAUUAUCCAAUCCUUUGGGGAAAACUGAAUAUCUUAGUGUUAUAUGUGCACAUAGAUUCUCUUUAGUCUCUGGUCUUUUAUAUGCAAAUUUUUUUCAAGAUUUCCAUGUUCAUGUUUCGGCCUAUCAUGAUCCUUUCUAUUUCUUUUGUGCAGAAAAUAUGCAAAUAAACUGUGAGGCAUCUUUAAAAUGCCUCCCGGGCAAGGUAUUUCCUUGCAAUUUUCAGAGUAAUGGAAGUUCUAUGGAAGGUUUUACAGAGGUUAAAAAUGAGCCUGGUACUCACCCAGCUGGGGAUGUUACUGAGCCUAACUGCCAUUUGGGCAGUGAGUUUCUUGAGCCUUCCAAUGAAUUUCACAGCAAACCUACUUAUCAUCAAAACUACAGCACCUGGACACCCUGCCAUUUUAGUGCUCACAAGGUGCAGCAAUGCCAAAUGAAUGGUUUUGAUGGCCAUUUUUAUCCUUAUCCUGUUGAGAACCAGCUUCAGUAUGUUCCAAUUAACAUGGUUGCUCAAGGUUAUCCACGUGAGCAAUAUCAAGAAUUUCAGUAUUUUGUGGUGAUAGACUUUGAGGCUACCUGUGACAAGGAUAAAAAUCCCCACCCUCAAGAAAUAAUUGAGUUUCCAUCUGUUAUAGUGAGUAGCAUCACUGGCCAGCUGGAAGCUUGUUUUCAAACAUAUGUGAGGCCUACCUGCAAUCAUGUGCUGAGUGACUUCUGCAAGGAUUUGACUGGUAUCCAGCAAAUUCAGGUGCGUUAAGGAAAAUAUUACAAGCCAUUAUUGGUGUUUUUAU
Molecule: messenger RNA, 802 nt
Organism: Vigna umbellata (rice bean)
Lineage: Eukaryota; Viridiplantae; Streptophyta; Magnoliopsida; Fabales; Fabaceae
Source: RefSeq, a predicted model, not a curated record